Messenger RNA from Acanthopagrus latus (yellowfin seabream), 3411 nucleotides. It is a transcript of the gene limk2, whose product is annotated as LIM domain kinase 2. Gene Ontology annotation, cellular component: cytoplasm; nucleus. NCBI's taxonomy places the organism in Eukaryota, Metazoa, Chordata, Actinopteri, Spariformes, Sparidae. The record is from RefSeq and is a predicted model, not a curated record. The transcript has 16 exons. Gene Ontology annotation, molecular function: protein serine/threonine kinase activity; protein binding; ATP binding. Gene Ontology annotation, biological process: actin cytoskeleton organization; protein phosphorylation. Bases 364 to 2346 code for a protein of 660 amino acids.
UGUCGUGUUCCCGCUCAGCGUCCUGCUGCUUCCAGGUGCUGCAUUGAGCCCUUCCGCUCUCCGUACAGGAAUGUGUAGCCUGCAUUACGUCAGUUAUCCUGCCAGCAAGCGAGCGAAGCAGCUCCGUCCAAGAGGAGUUUAGUUACUGUGUGUGUGUGAGUGUGUUUUUAUUUUUUUUUUCAUCUGCGGAGAAUUAAAGGGAUUCGCUUGUUGUUUUUUUUCCUUCCUCACUCGGAGUUCGGAGUCGUGAUUUGUCGACGGGGAGGGAUGAGGAGAGUUUGAAGCGGCGCAUCACAGCUCUCCUUCUUCAGUAUGAGAAGUUUGUGAACGAGUUUUGAUACCGACGAUACUCUCCGAAAUUACAUGGAGGGACUGGAAGGUACAGAUGCGUGUUACUGUGCGGGCUGUGGAGGAAAAAUUCAAGACUCGUUUCAUAUGAAAGUCCUCCAGGACACCUGGCACAACGCCUGCUUUCAGUGCUCCGUGUGCUGCGACCACCUGACUAACUGGUACUAUGAGAAGGGCGGCAAGCUGUACUGUCGUAAACACUACUGGGAGAAGUUUGGAGAGCUCUGUCAUGGGUGCUCUCUGCUCAUGACUGGACCUGCCAUGGUGGCCGGAGAACACAAGUAUCACCCUGAGUGCUUUGUGUGUCUGAGCUGCAAGGUGGUGAUUGAGGACACGGAUACCUACGCCUUAGUCGAGAGAUCGAAACUCUACUGUGGAAAGUGCUACAAGCAGGUCGUCCUUACACCCAUGUUGGAAAAGCGCUCUCACGACUCGGUCCUCGACUCGCUGCCCCACACAGUGACCCUCAUCUCAAUGCCCUCUGCAGCCAAUGGCAAGAGAGGCCUCUCCGUCUCGGUGCUGAGGGACGUCAACGGCUCGGCCAGUGUUCAAGUCAAAGAAGUCCGAGGGAUGCUUAUUAGUCCAGAGGUGCGAAAUGCCAUCCACGUGGGGGACAGGAUCCUGGAGAUCAACGGCCUUCCUGUCGGGACACUGAUGGAGGAGGAGGUGGACGAUCUUAUUCACUGCACCAGUCACACGCUGCAGCUGCUCAUAGAGUAUGACCCGGUCAGGCAGCGCUUGGACCGGCUCAGGCUCGGAUCACCGAGAACCCGGCUGGGAGUCCCGGCCACAUCCCGCAUGCGUCUGUCCUCACCUUCUGAUGCGGUCCUGGAGAGAACCGACGUGGUCGAUGACGGCACACUGAAAAGGAGGUCUUUGAGGCGCAGUAACAGCAUCUGUAAGUCACCUGGGCCAAAUUCUCCUAAAGAGAUGCCUUUUAUCACGCGAGACAUCGGGCGCUCUGAGUCCUUGAGGUCCUCCAGCAGCUGCUCUCAUCGUAUCUUCAGGCCUUGUGACCUCAUCCACGGAGAGAUCUUAGGAAAAGGCUUCUUCGGACAGGCCAUCAAGGUGACUCAUAAAGCGACAGGGGAGGUGAUGGUGAUGAAAGAGCUCAUCCGGUGUGAUGAGGAGACCCAGAAGACGUUCCUGAAGGAGGUCAAAGUAAUGCGAAGCCUCGACCAUCCCCACGUUUUGAGGUUCAUCGGCGUUCUCUACAAGGACAAGAGGCUGAAUUUGAUUACCGAGUUUAUCGAGGGAGGCACCCUGAAGGAUUUCAUCAGAGACACGGACCCGUUUCCAUGGGAGCAAAGGGUGAGCUUUGCAAAGAGCAUCGCUUCUGGCAUGGCCUACCUCCACUCAAUGAGCAUCAUACACAGAGACCUCAAUUCUCACAACUGCCUGGUUAAACUGGACAACACUGUGGUCGUGGCUGACUUUGGACUGUCCCGACUCAUCGUAGAAGACAAAGUCAAGCCUCCACCUGAAAAACCCUCCAACAAGAAGAGGACGUUCAGACGUGUCGACCGAAAGAAGCGGUACACUGUCGUGGGGAACCCGUACUGGAUGGCUCCAGAGAUGCUUAAUGGUAAACGCUAUGACGAGAAGGUGGACAUCUUCUCUUUUGGAAUCGUGCUUUGUGAGAUCAUUGGGAAAGUCUACGCGGACCCUGAGUGCCUCCCCAGGACGCUGGACUUUGGUCUGAAUGUUGGAAAGUUUGUGGAGAAGUUUCUCCCUGAAGACUGUCCACCAGCUUUCUUUCCACUGACUGUGGCCUGCUGUGACCUCACGCCAGACAACCGUCCACCUUUCCAGAAGCUGGAGGACUGGUUUGGAGCCCUGUCCCUCAACCAGGAGCUGGGGAUCCCCCUGCCAGCCGAACUGGAUGAGCUGCAUCAGAGUCUGAGUCGACUCCACUGGCCUAAAGACGUGUCCCCGACCCAGAGCACAGAUCAGACGCCACCUCCGACAGAGGCCCCCUCACACUCGUCCAGCACCUAGGAGCUCUGCAUUUCUGUGUGAACCCUCUGAAGUGCUGCACUAAUACUGUGGGUGAGAAGACGAGGAGGACUGCAUUGAACCCGAGCCAUAUUAGAACUGGAUAACCUGAGGUAGCUGGACCAAUCUCCCUGUGCAGGACUCGCCAAGAACCUGCACCGUGAGUGGAAAGACACAUUUCAACAAAAGACAAGUGUUAAUUACUAAUAAUGUAUUUUUUUUUAUUUUAUUUUAUUUUUUUUAACCUGCUCAGCCGUGGUUGAACACACGCAGGGUCGUACUAAUGUUUACUGUGUACAGACGAGCAUCUCUGUCAGGGGAAGGACGGCACAUCGCGGCAGGUUUUCUUUUGUUUUUCUGGUUCUGGAGUUGUUGUUUGCUAUGCGUGGAAUGCGCAGCGAUUAGUUCUUGCCCACAAGAGGACUCCCUUCACUGCAGCAGCAAAGAAAAUCAAAGACGCUUCACGGUCCAAGUAAACAAGAGCUCAGAGCGAGAGAGAGAAAUGCAGGUGUGACUUGUGGCGGCGGUGGAAGAAAAACACUCUCUGACCCUGAAUAGUUUCAUCAAUCUGAGAUUUGACACAAGAAAAGAGGAUUUUUUUUUCUGAGCACCCAUACUGUAAAUUUUGACGAGACGGUUAAAAGUGCGAUUCUGUAAUUUGUAGUCUAGUUACUUAGAACAAUGAAUGAAGGUGAUCUAGAUUCUUCUUGUUCACCGUGCUGACAUUUUGUUCAAAGCGUUUAUCGAUCACCUGACGCAGGAGCUCUUUAUUGAUAACUGUCAGACAUAAACACACAUCAGUUGACCACGAAAAGUCGGUUUGUACAGAAGAACUGGAUUUUUUUUUCUUUUCCUUAAGCAGUGUAUAUAAGUGUGUACAUAGUGUGCCUCUAAUUGGAUGUCAUUUUCUAAUGGGAAUUCUAGAUUUGUAGAUUUUUAGACAUUUCGUCAACAAUGGACGUUUUUGCCUUUUUGUUUUGCUACGAUCACGCAGGGUACUGACGACCAUUUGUAACCACUAUUAUUUAUAUCACUGUAGUGUUUCAUAAAUAAACCCUAUGAAAGUUG